Molecule: messenger RNA, 1245 nt
Organism: Magallana angulata
Lineage: Eukaryota; Metazoa; Mollusca; Bivalvia; Ostreida; Ostreidae
Exons: 3
Coding region: 91-543 (150 amino acids)
Source: RefSeq, a predicted model, not a curated record
UCGUCGAGCUCCCAGGGAACGCCCCUUAUCCCGGUACCAUAUUUAACGAGCUGGCACCGAGUUAGCAGGCUUGUGUGGAGACUCAUCAGAAUGGUCAGCAAGGAGUGCAUGUCCCUGACGUCACUACUGGUGGUCGUGCUGCUAGCCUCGUCUGUGGUUUGCAAAGAUGAACACUACCACGAUAAUCUGUCAGACAGAGAAGUAAACAAGAGGAUUUCCAUCUACAACUGGAGACUUCUGUACAAGUUAUACAAACUAAAACCUGGCCUUUUCUUCAGAUCUAGAACAGGGAGGGCGUCAUCUAUCACCCAGGAAAACGACGGUCUGCAAAAGUCUCCAGAAUCGAUAAAUACACCGAAACAAGGCGAAUCCCCGUAUGUACCGUUACUGACAUAUUUGUUUACUUCUAGCCACCUAUUGACUAACGAUGAAAACGAGGCUCCAAAGGCCAAGAGAAACAUUGGGCGAUGGAGGAACACGAACUGGAUCUACUCUAUACGCCCAGAGAAACGUAGAUUCAGCAGCCCUUACAGAAAGAAAUAGCUACAGUACCAGCCAUUGAAAAACUAACAAAAGUACAUUUAUAGUAUAUGUAUCCCCAUUACUCCCCACAUUCCACAUUUAUGGAGAUAGUUUGAGCAUCUGCGAAAACAAUUUGGAACUUCAUUGUAUUAUCCUAAACAUAUAUUUUGUAUAUCAUUGUAAGCAUGAAUAAACAACGAAGUUAAAUCGGUAACAUGUGUUAAUUUAAACACGAUUGUAAAUACACUGCUUUCACUGCUAUAUCUAUGGCACGACAUAUAUAUUCACAAAAAAGAGCUUAAACUAUAUAGUUUUACAGACUUACAGUUUAUAAAAUAGGUUUAUUUAAUACAAUCCAUAAACCUACAUGAAGUUUACUUUGGAACUAUGUUUAGCUCAUUUUUGUGAAAGUGGUGUGCCAUAUAUAUAGGGGGCUAAUGCUUUACAAGCUUUAACAAUUUAUAAGUUUACUCAUUAGUACAUGAUUGUAAUUGCCUUCUCAGUGAAAGUGAAUCUGUGCUGUUCAUGUUUAAUUAAUAACGUUGACAAAGAUUUUUAUAAAAGUAAAUUCACUUUAUUAGUCAUUCCAUGCAAGUAAUUUUAAGAUGUACGGUAAUAUCUUUUAAAAUACUUUUAAUAUUACUACUGCCACAAAAAUCCAGGAAACAAAAUAAAAAAACGUUAAUACUGACGUCAGAAUGCAAUUUCUUUUUCUUGUUGCAU